Molecule: messenger RNA, 2996 nt
Organism: Amphibalanus amphitrite
Lineage: Eukaryota; Metazoa; Arthropoda; Thecostraca; Balanomorpha; Balanidae
Product: protein trapped in endoderm-1-like
Exons: 4
Coding region: 234-632 (132 amino acids)
Biological process (GO): G protein-coupled receptor signaling pathway
Cellular component (GO): membrane
Molecular function (GO): G protein-coupled receptor activity
Source: RefSeq, a predicted model, not a curated record
GUCAGUGGGUCGCGCUCGCGCUGAGUGGGGUGACGUCGCAGCUCCGCCGGUCUUCCGCACCGCGCUCCGUUCCGUCUCGUCUCGUCUCGUCUCGGCCCGGCAGGACCCGUGCAGGCGAGUCACUCCCGGUGGCCACGGGACAAAGGUGACGCAGCAGCGGCAGUCGCGGCGCGGCGGGGACAAAGGCAGCGCACGUUCGUCACGCGAACAGUCACCAGCGUGACGCAGAAGUCAUGGCGGACGUGGAGGACGUUGGCCCAGAGCUGGUGAUGGACGUGGCGAACGCGACGGAGGUGGAGGACCGCAUCAUCCACUACCCCCGAGGCGCCACCAUCUUCGCCGCAGUGGCCUGCAUCAUCUUCAUCGUGGUCGGCAUUGCCGGCAACUUGAUCACCAUCAUCGCGCUGUCUCGCUCCAUCAAACUGCGGGUUCACGCCACCACUGCGUUCGUAGUGAGCCUGUGCCUCUCGGACCUGCUGUUCUGCUCCAUAAACCUGCCGCUCACAGCCUCCAGGUACAUAACAGAGAGCUGGAUGCUGGGGGAGACGGCAUGUCGUAUCUUCCCUUUCUUCUUCUACGGAAAUGUUGCGGCGUCGCUCUUCAACAUGGUCGCUAUCACCCUCAACCGGUGAGUACCAAAGGCAGGCAGGUAUAGCCUUGUCAAGUGUUAUCUUAGCGCGGCUUCUGGGCGAGUGAGCGAGGCUAGCGAACCGGGCGGGCGCCGUUCCUUUAUGGUCGGUCGCCUCCGUUGUGAGAGCUGUGCCGCCCGCCCGCCGCCCGUUGUUGAAUCGCGGUGGCGGAAAUACCGAACGGAACCUCCGUUUUUCGGCAAAAUGCCGGUUUUCGGGUGGCGGCCCACUAGCUGCACAUAACACCGCUGCCGUCCCGGGCCACGUGACGGCGGGCCGGCGAAGGCGGGCCGGGCCGCCAGCCCAGGGUCGGUCCGACGCGGCGGAUGCGUGCGCCGGCGCCGCCGCCGGCCGACAACACUCAACUCGCGAGUGAGCUCACUUGGGGAGUCGUGGGCCGGUUGUGAGCGUCUUCCUGUGCGACCGGAUGUUGCGGAGGUAAUGCAUGCAAUAAAAUUACACCUCGCGCGGCGUUGGCGUAAUAAAUCCUCUAUCCCUCACGGCACACACUGGAUGGCGGAGAAGGCAGCAUUUCUUGAAACUCGACAGACGUCAGGGCAGAUGUGUGUGAGAGUACGCUUGAAAUAAAUGGUGACGCAUAGAGAUUGAGCUGAUCUCAUCGGAAUUUCAUGAAUUAUCGCAUGUGUUUGACAUUCGGAGGUCGAUGCAUUUACAUAUACAGCGGCGUAUUUCGAGGCUACGGCUCUCAGUGACGGAAUGAAUAACGUCUACUUCUCAGAUCACUGAUCGGUGAUCAGUUCACAUCGUGUGAACGCUUGGUGUGAUCUCGUGCUCUCUCGUCGGAAUUUCGCUCACAAAUCGGCUGUCAGGCGAUCCGUGUAAAGUUCACUCGCGGCGUCUGGCAGCCUUCGAGCGCCUCCAGGGCGAGCCACUGGCGGUUCAGUGUGCACGGUGCACGCCUGCUGUGCACUGUGCACGGACUGCACAGUGCACAGCUGACUGGCACGUCGCAUGACCCGGUCACGUGCACUCGCCGUGAGCGGGGUGACGCCGAGUGACAUGUGACGUGUAAGGUCCGCUUUGCUCUUGUUUGAAGAACCGUGGUGACACACCCCUUAGGCAUCCUGGGUAGCCAAUUUGAUUCUGCCAAUUUGAAUGAAUUUGAAUUAGGAGUGAAUCAGCUCCAUGGGCUGAGCGCUGUAAAUGUGCUUUGUGAAUGUGAACCUUUGGCCUGCGUUAUAGGUUUAAAUUAGCAACGUAGCUUGAGAUAGAAUUAACAUUUCCGUAUCAAGAGUCAUACAUUCCUGACAAAGUUCAAAUUUAGUCGCUAGCGUCGUUAAGAGAAAUUGAUUUAGCUCUUUUUUGUCGCCAGCCAGCUGGUUUACGACGUCUUUUCAAGCAAGAGAAACAAUUUAUGUUCAUUCUUUUGAUCCUCGUCAAUUGGUGACUAAAACCAUUAUCUCUCCAUGGCGGGGGACAAGAGGAGCGAAUUGCUUCUGUUUGGAGCAUGAAUCAUUUCCUGUUCAUGAGAACGUCCUCUGUUGAGUUUAGUGCAUUUGUUCGUAUUGGGAUAUUUCCUUAUCUGAUGGCAACCUAAGAAUUUUUUUCAGAGACCCUCAUCGCUCAACUUAAAAGUUUUCCCUCGUUCGAGGACAUACUUUAUUCACUUAAGAAUAGCCUUCAACUGAACUGAGAUCACAAUCUUAGUUGAUAAUACCCUGGUCUCACCCAGGGACAUUUGGUUUCAGUUUAUAAUACAUUGAUCUCACUUCAAAGUCUGAUCCCAAUUGAAGACGUCUGCUCUCAUUUGAGAACGUCUGGUUUGAGAAGUCUGGUCCCAGUUGAGUACGUCUGGUUUGAGGACUGCCCCAUGAUCCCGGCGCCUGCAGUGUCUCUCCAGUCUCCAGCCGAUGUCCCUCUCAGUCUGUGUAUAGUGUAUACGACGGUGUAUAUGUAUGCAGCUCGGCAAAGUUGUAAGGCUAAGUAGCCUGGUAUGUCCACUGUAAACACUAACCGGCGCCUGCUCUCAACAAUACCUGAUUGUUUAUUGGUCAAUCUCUCCAGCAGUGAUCCGAGUAGUUUGACAGUGAUCAGUAAUUGGAUUGCGGGCAACGGUUUCAUUUAUUACUCCAUGGUGCAAGAGGCGAGAACAGAGCUCUUGCAAAACCUGCGUAAGCUUAUUGAUUUUGGAAAGGGAAGGAUAAGAGGAAGCGUUACACAAUACUCAAAGCAUUUAUGAAGUAUAACAUUGCAACUCGGUUCUUGCGAAAUAAGGUCGUUAAUCCAGACUAUAUAUGUAGGUAGAUAAUGGAACUUGCAUUGCUAACUAUUAUCCCGAUGUAAAUUUGGCAUGCGUUUGCUGAAUUGACUCAGCUAGGCAAGCCAUCAAGUGAGCAAAAAAAAAAA